AUGGAUUUUGAUCUCGUCAAUGAGCCAUCCACGGCGGAGGUCAUGAUGGGCGCCCGGUCCCGAGGCCGCGCGGACCCGCGCGCCGUGGCCAUUGAGGCCGAUGAGUUUGAUUUUGAUCCGAACCCUCUGCCCUCAGUCAGCUCUGCAACAAGGGCGCCCAACACAGUUACUGCAGCUUCCACUGGCAUUGAUGUCGUGGAUCCGGAGGAGUUGAAGAGAAGGAUUCGAGGCGACGGCACGCCGGCGCAGUUGCGUGAAGGGGCCUUGCGCACGCUGGAGAUGAUAACAAAGCUGGCCCGGGACAGGCGCGAAGGUCUCUGGAGACAGCGGUGGGCUCAAAGGGCACCGCUUUGUGGGUUUAACCCAAAAGGCAACCGGGAGGGGUCAAUGUUGACAAACACCUGA
Messenger RNA from Effrenium voratum, 405 nucleotides. The record is from the annotation of a GenBank genome assembly. NCBI's taxonomy places the organism in Eukaryota, Dinophyceae, Suessiales, Symbiodiniaceae.